Messenger RNA from Psammomys obesus (fat sand rat), 7124 nucleotides. RefSeq names its product microfibril associated protein 3 like (gene Mfap3l). The record is from RefSeq and is a predicted model, not a curated record. The transcript is spliced from 3 exons. The coding region runs from base 253 to 1482 and encodes 409 amino acids. NCBI's taxonomy places the organism in Eukaryota, Metazoa, Chordata, Mammalia, Rodentia, Muridae.
AGCAGCCCGCAGAGAGAGGAGGCGCAGGCGGUGGAGGUUGGUACCCGCUGGGUGCCGCAGAGCUCUCCGGGUGGCCAUGGCGAGCGGCGCACGGCGACCACCGGAGUGGCGCAGCGGUGUCAGAUUCUUGAUCAGAUACCAACUCCAUGGAUUCAGGACAGGAUUGUCCCAUGGCCUGCUCUGAGCAGUAUACAGUCUGAUAGAAGAUUCCAUUGGCAAACCGUCUCUCGCCUUACGGAACAAGCAAAGAAGAUGGAUCUACUGGAUAGCCAUCUGCCUGCGUGCUUACCACCUUCUGUGCCCUUUUUAAUUCUAGUAUCCAUUCUAGCGACUGCUAAGAGUGUAGCCAACAGCACUUUAAAUGGCACUGACGUGGUCUUGGGCUCCGUGCCUGUAAUCAUUGCCAGAACUGACCAUAUCAUAGUCAAGGAGGGGAACAGUGCCUUGAUUAAUUGCAGUGUUUAUGGCAUUCCUGACCUAGAAUUUAAGUGGUAUAAUUCUGUUGGCAAGAUGCUGAAAGAAAGCGACGAGGAGAAGGAGAGAGGAGGAGGAAAAUGGCAAAUGCUGGACGGUGGCCUCCUGAACAUCACCAAGGUGUCUUUCUCAGACAGAGGCAAAUACACGUGCAUGGCGUCUAAUGUCUACGGUACUGUAAACAACACGGUGACCCUGCGAGUCAUCUUUACCUCUGGAGACAUGGGUGUGUACUACAUGGUCGUGUGCCUCGUGGCCUUCACCAUCGUCAUGAUCCUCAACAUUACCCGCCUGUGUAUGAUGAGCAGUCACCUGAAGAAGACUGAGAAAGCCAUCAAUGAAUUCUUUAGGACAGAGGGUGCGGAGAAGCUGCAGAAGGCAUUUGAGAUUGCUAAGCGCAUCCCCAUCAUUACCUCAGCCAAAACUCUAGAGCUCGCCAAAGUAACUCAGUUCAAAACCAUGGAAUUUGCCCGGUACAUAGAAGAGCUUGCCAGGAGCGUGCCCCUGCCUCCCCUCAUCAUGAACUGCAGGACUAUCAUGGAGGAGAUCAUGGAAGUGGUUGGGCUAGAGGAGCAGGGGCAGAAUUUUGUGAGGCAUACCCCAGAAGGCCAAGAAGCCACAGAUAGGGAUGAGGUAUAUACAAUCCCCAACUCUCUGAAGCGAAGCGACUCCCCCACCACCGACUCGGAUGCCUCGUCGCUGCAUGAACAGCCUCAGCAGAUUGCCAUCAAGGUUUCAGUUCACCCCCAGUCCAAAAAGGAUCACGUGGAUGACCAAGAGGGCGAACAGUUUGAGGUCAAAGAUGAAGAGGAGACAGAACCAUCAGAGGAACACUCCCCAGAGACUGCAGAGCCUUCUACAGACAUAACGACCACAGAGCUGACAUCAGAAGAGGCCUCGCCGGUAGAGGCACCAGAUCAAGGACUGCCACCAGCACACUUAGAAACGACAGAGCCAGCAGUGACAUGUGACAAAAACAUCUGCAUUAUCUAUGAAAGCCAUGUCUAAUCUUAACUUCGAAAAGCUAUGCAUAUCAAGAAAAUCAGGGGCUGCUCCUUGUAAUACAAAUGUAGUACGCACUUGCCGCUAAGCCUUACCAGGAGACGCUCAUCCCUUAGGUUGGAGUUAUGCCCCAUGAGAGGGACGACACCUGCGCGGAGCUCGUUUGACUAGAAUCACCCCAGUAGGACAGGAUGUGAGAAGUGCUGGGGUACGGAGCUGAUAAGAUGGGGCAGAGGUCUGUACCAUGUGAUCUGAUCUGUAUAGAGGCCAUGCUCUGCCAAAUCCCUUCGUUGGUGGUGCCCUUUUGGCCAGGAGUACGCUAUUACUGUAAGAUGUUCUGAGUUCAGGAGGCCUGUCUAAUGCAUACUGCAUUGCUUUUCCUUUGAAAAUUCUAGGUCUGCUGCAGUAGCAAAUGCUCAUACAUGGGCUCAUUGCACUUUCUUCUCAGUUUAAAUUAUCUUCACAGUUCUUUUAUAAUGGAGUAGUUGUUAUUAUAUUAAUAUUAAUUGCUCUUUCUGCUGGAGUCUUCUGUGUCACCUUUGUUCUUAUUUUUCCUUAGUAUGUUUACCUCAGAGUCUUGGGUGUCAGCCACUGACAUGACUGACAUCUGUAAGUCAUUUGUAAUACUCUGAAGUAGUUCUUGUUCUUGUUCUUUAAUUUUCUCUUUAGAAAAAUAGUAACAACUUCACAUCUAUCUCAUAUACUUUUUGUUUUCAAUGAAGCUGCUAUUGUGAAACUGAGAAAAACUUUGCCCCCAAGUAGCACUUUAACAGUCAAAUAAGAACGUUUACCUGCCCAGUUCUGAGAGCAUUCAGAUAAGCUCUGCUGAGGUGUGGAGCAAGAUUGCAAAUGCUUACAUAUCCCCAUAGCACUCAUGAAAUUGGUUUACCUGCAAGUGUCAGCACCCUCCAACCUGGGAAACGUGCUGCUUCCAAAAAUAGGCCUUUGGAGAAUUCCUGUAGGUACGGCAUGUCAGCUUCCCAGAAGGCCUUGCAGGGCCUAUAAGAUGUUGUCAGCUCAGCAGCAGCAGAUGUGUGUGGGGCAGGAACUGGCCCACUAGCGGCUCUGUCAUGAGCAUAAGCAGGUCCCCUUCAGACUGAAUACGUGACUUGUUGGUCAUGCAAAAGGAGCUAGCAAGCUGAGUGAGGAUGAUGGCAUAGAUGAUUUUAUCCUGGAGUGACUGAAUUUUUUUGCCCCCCUAGAAUGCAGUAUGUGUAAGGUAGCUUGAUAUUCGAGAAGAACGACAAACCAGCCAUCCAGGGAUUUAAUACUUGACUGUGCCAAUAACUAGCUGCCAGGCAAGUAACUAGCUGCUUUUGGCAAAUCUGGGCCUCAGUUUUCCUUUCUGUAAGAGAGGGCAAACCGGACUGAACUCUGAGCACCUUUUUUUUUUCUCUCCAAUAGCAUCACAUUCAGAGAAAGAACACAGUAUUUUUUAAAAAUGCAUUUUUUCAUGAUUGUUUUGAGAAUUUUUGCUUUCAUCUCUGAGUUACCAAGCCAUUUUAAUGCUGUUACUUGCUCAAAUGCAAGGGAUCGUGGUGUUUUCAACAAUAUCUAGAAUUUUUUCCCUCCGAAAAUGAAUUAUGAGGCUCACUUCUACAAUUUAGAUUUAAUCUCUGAAAGAAGGGCAAGUGCUGUUAUUUUAUUUUCAAAUACAAACAAGGGAGACUGAAACUUAAAAAAGAAAAAGGUGUGGGGGGGGAUCAGAGUUAGGCCACAUAGUGUGGUGAGUGUGAUGAGGGUUUUGAUCUUUUUUAUUUGAAUGGGACUAGAAUAUGCACGUAAUUAUCUAGAUGACCCCUGAAGCUCCCUCAGAAUUUCACAAAAGUCUUCAAACUCUAAUAACCCUUCUAAGUCAAUGGGAACAAAAGUAGGCCCGUGCGGUGAGGUGCGUGUGUGAUAUGACCUUACAGGAGAGUAUCUGUAAUUGAGGGUAGUAGAAUUGUGCGCAGAAGUGAUUGGGACAGAGUUAUAGACAAUCCAUGUGGAAAACAAUCUGACAAGACUUGGAGUUUGAUCACAUUUCCCUUUAAGAGGAAUUUAUUAGCACCUAAUUGAAAUGUCUUAUGAGUCUCUUAAAAAACAAAACAAAACAAAACAAAAACCUGUAGCCUGCAGCCAUAAGAAGCCAUGACUUCUUUGGUAGUUCUCUGGAUGGGGAAUAUAUACAGUCACAUUGAAGAAAAGUCUCUUAGAAUAUGCCAAGUCCAUGAUUUUCAUGAAGAUUGACAAAUGCUACGUAGACUCUAUUAUAUUCAGCUCUCAUUCCAUCCAAACCCAUGUACGGAAUUCCUCAUGGAAACUGCAGGGCAAGGUAUCCAUACCAUAUAGAUACCGAUUUAGAAUAAUAAGCUAAAGGAGGCAGAUUUUCUAUGAAACAAGAGCUGAUAUAUAUGACCAAAGAAUGUAUCCAGGCUGAUCCUGAUUCUUUAGACUGCAGUAGGAUAGAGAGUGAGAGGAUGAUUUUCAAACCGCUCUCUUUAUGGCAUCAGAUGUUGUUAGUGUAAGAAUCUCCCACCUUAAAGGGAUCUUUGCUUCAUAUGGAAUUUCUCCAUCAGAAAUUCUACGCUCUUGCUACCCUCCAGGGAGCCUUCCAAAAUGAGAACAGCCUUUUACUAGAAUUUAUGAAAUGUGAAAGACCUUGUAACACUCAGUCAAUAGUUUCCCAAAAAAGUAAACCAUCCAAGUUCUUAGAAUUACAAACGGAGUCCCACUGAACCCACAGACACACACUUGUGUGCACAAUGGACUCAUCUGGGCAGUUUUUAAAGUUCCACACUCAAUCCCAACCUUUGGAUGGAUCUUCUAUACUCAUUCUUUAAAAAAAAAAAAAAAAGAAAUCAAACAAUUUCUGGUUUCUGAGUCAUCCUGGUCACGCCUCUAGCAAUUUUUUUCUUGAAAUCCUGAAAAUGAUUCACACACAUAUGCAUAUUUAAUUUUCUUAGAUGAUCUAUAAACUUGGAUGGUAUUUAUUCUAAAUGGGGAAAAAAUACCCAAAAUUUUAUAUGGGAAAAAUCUAUGUAAUUUAUAAUGGUUUGUUUUAUAUAUUUAUAUUUUCAUAUCUUUAGGGCACAUCUGUUGUUUUCAUCUUUUUGUACAUCGCAGUUGGCAAAAAGAAAUACUAAUACUUGACUAAAAUCUCUAGGAACCAAAUGUGUCAUAUGUGAUACAUAAUGUAUAUAAGUUGCUGUGGAAAUACCUGAAUGUUCUCACCCAUGCCAAGCAUUGUUGUGUCAUGUCCUUACCACCAGAAUGCCUGGGGUGCUCACGAACACUACUUUUUCACAAGGAAGAUUGAAAGGCCUGACAUCCCACACAAUGGGUUUCAGGAUCCCUUCCCCUUCUUUUCUUGUUUCUUCUUUAACUAGACACGUCCUUCUGAAGGGCAAAUGGGAGAUGAUGAGAAAGCAACGUGAACGAAUCUAGUUGUGGCUGUGUAAUCACAUUGACAGACUGAGGACGUGCUUUCUAUCCCAUGCUUGGGUUGUCAUCCACUGGCGAAGUGGCGUCUCCUCAGCUCUAUCGCACACAAAGUAUAGGGCAUGAAGAAUGAAUGUUUGCAUGUUUUGACAGGCACAGUGGACAUUUAGUGCAGCCACUAUUGGUGACUAUGGGGACACCAGUCUGGCACUGAAAGAAAUGUUUUAGAAAAAUGAACCAGUUACAUUUUCUUACAUGGUUUGAAGUAGUAUGUUUAUUCCUGUGUUAAAACUUUUAAAUAGCAGUUCCUUUGGUUACCUUAAUUAGGGAUUUCCUUUCAGUGUUUUUAUUUGGUAAGAAAUGAGGCAUCGAAGUCUAUUUCAAACCCUAUUUCCUCAGCACAUUCAACUGCUAUCUUCCACGUAUCUUCACACAUCCUCUCUGCAACCCCCUAAAUAACUCCCUGUUUUUAUUGUGUCUUCUCAAACACUUGCUGGUAGUCUUUACAUAUCAACCAAACUCCAUUAUAUAUCCACACAUUUUGAAAUCUGUUAACUUUAAGCUAUUGAUUUUACAUUUCACCGAGAAAGACUUCAAACCAGUAACAAAGUUGAUUUUCUUAAUGAAAUUUUUAUGAUUUCUUCAGAGAUUAACAGGCUUGAAUGAAACAAAUCAUUUGUGGGUAUAAAAUAAUCAAAUAGAACAGAUUAUUUAUUAUAUUUUCCAAAAGACUAAGUGUUUGACUAUUAUACAGUAAAAUCUCAUGUAAGAAAGAUGCUCCUUAAAUUACUUUUUUUCCUUAGAAAUGUUAAUGUAAAUGGGGUAACACUGAGAAAACUGCAAUCAUUAAAGAUAGCUAGAAUAAAGCUAGAAAGUAAGUCAUUCUAAGAACAUUAUGGAAAAAUUAAUUUUAUUAUUUAACCAAUUACAAAAGCCUCAAAAUGUGUCUAAUACUACAGAACCAUGAAGAGUGAGUUAGUUUCAGAGACUACGUUCCCAUAUAUUUGGUUUGCUGUGCUUCACUAGUUCUGAACAUUCUUUGUUAAACAGGAAAUGAGAUGGAAAAAGUAUCAGGAAGAAAUAAGAAAUAAUUUAAAUAUAUAAACAAAUGACUAGGAUAUAAGUUGAUAUCACUGUAGUAAGAAGAAAACAUGAUGUGUGAUUCAUUCUGUAUUCUGAUUGUUGCUUUAAUAAAGGGUUUACACAGAUGUGUGGAGUGUGUGUCAUAUCCCCUCUGAAGAGCACUUAGUUGUGAUCUGAUUCAUAGUGAAUCCUUCUAAGUGAUAUUAAUUCUGUGCCCAACUCAUAUCCCCACUUUAAUUUUGCACCUGCACAUUUCUUGGAAAAAUGGAAAAUGAAUUAAUUUUUAUCCUACUUCAAACCCUUUAGCUCUACCCUACAAACUUUAAAGAGAAGUUUAUCCCCAUCACAAAAGUUUUAGCCAUAACAUCAAGCAGAGACUUUUUCUGGGAUUAAUUUUUGACCAGGAAAUACACAUCUCAAACAUCGCAGAGGAAGAAUGCAUCUGCACUGGAAAUUCUUUCAGUCACUUGGACAACACCAGACCCAGGCUGAAUCCAAAGGCUCGCUCGCUGCGUAGGUUGUUCAUGAUCAUUGAGAUGGCCAGCAGGGGUGGGGAGUGGCUAAAAAAGGAGACUAAAAAUUAAGUGGAAAAGAACUAAAAGGAUUCUGCUAUGGGUGGACCAACUACUACUGCAGAUAGACAGGACAAAAAAGAUGAAUGUGUUUCCCAAGACAUCAUGAAUAUAAUGUCCAUAUGUACUUUUGCUUAAACAACAAAAACGCUUAAGAGAUUUGUGUUGGCUUUUAAUAAGUGUAUUGUCAGCUUCAUCAUGAUAGGAGAGAAAUGAAGAUGUUUGCCCUGAUGUAUUUGAGCUGAGUUGUAUCAUAAGGACCCAAAACACUACCAAAAAUAUUUUUACAGGUUCUGAAGUGCUAUGUUCUUAGGUGUAUGGGUCAAGUUCAAUGUUUGCAAGUGACUUUCAAAGGAAGCGUAUUGUUGUAGAGUUGGAAAGCCACUGGAAGGUUAUCUGAUGUAGUCAGUGACAAGUCGUUAGUCUCUGCUUGGAAUUACAGGAGAGAACACUUUACCCCAGGGAGUAAAGUAUUCUGCUGUUUUAGGUGCUGAGUUAAAAAUCUUAAUGUCUGUCUUAAGUGGUUCUUUGAAUAGGAAGAAUGACUUGGUUCUUCCACAAUAAAAAUGUCUU